AUGAGUCAAAAUGGCCUCGGAGGACAGCCAUCCGACAAAGACCCAAAGAGCUGGCGCAACAUAGAGUCAUCCAAUCAGCCAAAAGGGUCACCCGAGCAAGCCGCGGGCUAUUCAAACACGCCGCAUAUGGGAGGGGAGGUAAUAUUCUCCUGGCACGAAGGUGGGACCGUUUCCUCCCACGCGAAACUUAAGAUGGAAUGGACCGUGGCUGUCUAUGGUAUGGUAUGA
Penicillium angulare is the source of this 228-nucleotide messenger RNA. RefSeq lists its product as uncharacterized. The record is from RefSeq and is a predicted model, not a curated record. Lineage: Eukaryota; Fungi; Ascomycota; Eurotiomycetes; Eurotiales; Aspergillaceae. The transcript has a single exon. Bases 1 to 228 code for a protein of 75 amino acids.